UGGCCGGUUUAGGAACUCCUGAAAACGGAAGUCUCACCCCAAUGGUUUUGUGGUUCUUCCUCGUUUCUCUGUUCUAGCUGAUCUCCCGCAUCCGCUUCCUUCUCCAUCAGCCCCUCCUCCUAGUCGCCUGCAUCGAAGAUUCUCCUUCUGUAACUCUCUCUCUCUCUUCAGAUUCGGUUUCCAAAGGUCCAGAAGUUGUUCAAUGUAACUGUUAUUUGGAAAUCAAUCACUUGUGUUCUUAUGUAGAUUGGAUUUCAGGGCCUUUUGAUAUCGCAGUAUUUCCCAAAAUACACUUAAUAAGGAGAGUCUUGAGUUGCGAUUGAUCCAAUUUUGCGCUUGCAGAUAAGUCUCAUCUGACCAUGGAGAACGAAGAGGAUCCAGUAAGGAAAUCACAGGUGGUAGAAGCUCGGGCUAGGAACAUUAGCCACAAUGUCCGUUGCACCGAAUGUGGGAGCCAAUCCAUUGAAGACUCACAAGCAGAUGUUGCUAUACUGCUCAGGAAGUUGAUUCGUGAUGAAAUUCGAUCUGGAAAAACUGAUAAAGAUAUCUAUAAAAAGCUUGAGGAGGAUUUUGGAGAGACUGUUCUCUAUGCACCACGUUUUGAUCUUCAAACCGCAGCUUUGUGGCUCUCGCCGUUUUUGGUUGCUGGUGUGGCUACAGGAAUAUGGGCUUAUCAAAAGCAGAGACAAAGGACUAACGUUCACAUAAUGGCAUUGAACCUUGUGAGAGGUGUUCCAUUAACCCCAAAAGAGAAGCAGACGAUGCUAGAGCUUCUGACACCACCUCCAUCACCUCCACCACUGAGAAAGAAGUGGUGGAGUCGAUGAACUGGGCAUGCUUUAGUCUGUGAAGAGGAGAGACCCCUUCAGGGACUCAGUAUAUCAUUCUCGUUUAGCCCAUCUUAGUGAUAAACAGAGCAAAAACCAUGUAUAGCAGCCAGUGACUGUGUCACGAACUAUGACUUUCUUUACUAUUUCAUAAGUCCUACUAUGCUCUUGUCAUUGGGACAUAAAUUUGUAAUGGGAUUGUUACUCCACUUUAAUGAUUCUGAACCAUUUCAUCUGUUAAUUGAUCCAUUGAUUUUUUUUGCCUUGGAUCAUAGAAUCUGGA
This is a messenger RNA of Macadamia integrifolia, 1110 nucleotides long. Its product is annotated as cytochrome c-type biogenesis CcmH-like mitochondrial protein. The record is from RefSeq and is a predicted model, not a curated record. The transcript is spliced from 4 exons. The coding region runs from base 360 to 827 and encodes 155 amino acids. Lineage: Eukaryota; Viridiplantae; Streptophyta; Magnoliopsida; Proteales; Proteaceae.